This is a messenger RNA of Coregonus clupeaformis (lake whitefish), 1331 nucleotides long. RefSeq lists its product as uncharacterized. Bases 126 to 758 code for a protein of 210 amino acids. The record is from RefSeq and is a predicted model, not a curated record. NCBI's taxonomy places the organism in Eukaryota, Metazoa, Chordata, Actinopteri, Salmoniformes, Salmonidae. The transcript is spliced from 7 exons.
AGAGAGGCUGCUAUGGUUCUUCCUCCGUAAAAGCAUUCGAACUAAGAAGUGGCGAAAGACUGGGUAUUGGUUUUAUAGUGACAUUUGGACAAAGCGCAACCACAGCUCCUGCUCCCUUCAACACCAUGGCUCGGUCCAAGAGUUCCAAGUCAUCCGGGACCUGCUGUAACCUGGUGAUGGCUCUGCUGACCCUGUGGUCCAUAGUCUCCCUCAUUGUUAUCGUGGUGUGGGCCACCUCUCCUCACAUGAAGGGUGUGGCCCUGUGCAAGGUAGCCCAACAGGCCCUGACGGAGAAGAUGGAGGGGGCAAAGGUUGUGUGGGAGAAGGAAAAGCAGGCCUUGCUGGAGGCGAUAAGGCUGAGCCAGGAGAACCAAACCACACUGCAGCAGGAGAUGGAGGUUGUCGCUGAAAGACUGAGAGAGACUAAUGUGUCCCUGAGCCUCAGCCUGCAGGAGAAUGCGAUGCUGCAUGAGAAUGAAACAGCACUAAGGAAUGCUAUUUGCCUGCACAGAGAGACACAGAGAAAUCUGUCCCUCGAUCUGAGUCUACAGAGAGACCUUUUUGAGUGGUUACAAUUCAACUUCACCCAAGCUGUCCACCAGUCCCACUCCUGCUCUGCUUCAUGUGAUGCUUCAAAUAGCCAGGAGGUGGCAGCAAUGAGUCAAAUGAAAGCCUGCGAGUCCAACAAACACUAUUUGAGGACACAAAUGGAAAGAAGAGGUUGCAAGAUCAAUGGAUUGUCAACCAUAGCUUUUUGACUGUGAGGAGAGAACAAGGAUGGCCUCCUCGUGAAUCUGAGGGGUUUAGUAAUGUGAUUAACACAUACUUAUACCACUGUGCUCUGUGUGUACUGUUAUAUAUUAUAUUUUUCUGUAGGGUUGGAAACAUUUUGCACUGCUUUGCCAUAUGUCUGUGUUGAAUUAUUCCUCUGUGGAUAAAACACUCUUGGGGGUAGAUCAGCUUUAAUAUUGCAGAUAGAUUGUGGGUUCUAUCAAUGUAAUUGUCUGCAUCAUUUCUAAUCCCCCAUAUAUCUUUCACAAUACAGUAUUAAAAUCAUGACGUGAUGGAAUAACAUGUAACAUUUUCAAGCCAUGACCAGAACCCUAUAGAUAUAGGCUCAGACUGAAAUGUUCAAUCACUAGUUUGUUACAGUAAAUGCCUUUUGUGUAUGUGUUGUGUUUCUUUGUUUAUAUUUGUAUAUAGUUUUCUGCCAAAAUAUUUAAUGUUGUCAACUUGUCUUGAAAUAAAGGAAAAUAAAAUAGCGUUGCUCCUAAAUUCAGUGUAAUGUGCUACGUAUGCCAUGAAUCAAAGGGCGCAAAACCUGACGAUAG